AUGUCUCGAUUUUUCAGAGGGGGUUCUGAUAGCGAGUCAGAGGAUGAUAUUAUAUCAUCAAACGAGGAAUCCGAUAUCCUCGAUGAAUCAUCCGAGGAAGAAGAAGUGGCGAAACCAGUAUCUUUCGGCAGAGGAAGGUUUAUUAAAAACAUUGAUUCCGAAGACUCCUCCGAUUCUGACGUGAAACGUGAAGUCAAAUCAGCAAAGGAUAAAAGGUUAGAUGCACUCGGUGCUUCUGUUAAAGUCAUCGAAAACGCAGAAAAAAUUAAUGAUUGGGUUGUUAUUCAAAAUGAAUUCGAAAAAUUAAACAAAAUUGUGGGUAAAGGACCUGCUGGAAUAAAUGCAAUUCCACGACUUUAUAUCAAAACUAUUUCAUUGCUCGAAGAUUUUUUGAAUGAAACUUUGCAAAAAGAAAAGGAUUCAAAGAAAAAAAUGAAUGCAUCUCAAGCAAAGGCAUUAAAUUACAUGAAACAAAAACUCAAAAAGAAUAACAAGUUAUACGAGGAAGAAAUCGAAAAAUGGAGAUUAAAUCCUGUUAGUGAAGAGAGUGAAGGUAGUUCGAUUGAGGAAGCCAAACCAAAAAAGAAAAAGAAUAUAGUUGUCUCCGAUGUAGAAUCACAGGAUGAGGAUGACAUUGAAGAUGACAAUAAUGAUGGUUUCACCAUAGUUAACAAAAAAACGAAGUCUCCUGUAGUGUAUACUUCAGAAAAUUUGUUUAGAAAGUUGAGAGAAGUUUUAGAAGCGAGAGGAAAGAAGAAUACGGAUCGAUUGGAGCAAAUAAAAAUUCUCCAAAAACUUUUGGAAGUUGCGGCAACACCAUACCAGGAAAUUCGUGCUUUGCUUGCCUUAAUACCAUCUCAGUUUGAUUAUAAUCCAAGCAUGAGCAAUUAUAUGAAUGUUGAUAUGUGGAAAAGCACGCUAAAGGAAAUUAAUCAACUUCUGGAUAUCCUUGAAAAUAAUCCAAAAUAUAUAAUUCAUGAAACUGCUGAUGAAGAAUUAGAGGAUAAAGAACCAGUAGUCGAAAGUGGUCAAACAUAUGCUAUACGCGGUUCUAUUGUCUCGUUUAUCGAUCGCUUGGAUGACGAGUUUACGAAAUCCUUACAAAAUAUUGACCCACACACUACCGACUAUGUGGAUAGGUUAAAAGAUGAAACGGAAUUAUAUGCUACAAUUGUAAGGGGUCAAAUAUAUUUCGAAGACCACUCUUUGGAUGAUAGUACAAGUAGGAUGGUCAUGAGAAGAUUAGAACACUUAUAUUAUAAGCCUGACCAAGUUAUACAAACAGUUGAAAAUACUGUUAAAACGAUACUCCCGGAAUCUCUUGAAUCUAAAAUAACAACCUCUUUAUCGGAAAAUGAUUCCACGGAAUUGAUUCAUUCACUUUGUGUCUAUCUCUAUAAAAAAGAUAAUAUCCAUCAAAGUGACGUUGGAACCCAAAUUUUACACAAUCGUACCAUGGUACAAGUUGGUCUCUGUGCUUUCCGGGAGGGAAUGGUUAAGGAAUCUCAAAGUUGUUUGCAAGAAAUAUGUGGUACUGGACGCGUAAAAGAAUUGUUGGCACAAGGCUUGCAAUUACAAAAAUACACGCAACUUCCUCCGGAACAAGAAAAAUUGGAACGCCAACGCCAAUUACCAUUCCAUAUGCACAUCAAUUUGGAAUUAUUGGAAUGCGCUUAUUUAACAUGUUCGAUGCUUCUGGAGAUUCCCAGCAUGGCUGCCGCUGGGUCUAAUCUCGAAGCUCGCAAAAAGGUAAUUUCUAAGCCGUUUAGAAGGAUGUUAGACUUUAAUGAAAGACAAGUUUUUAGUGGACCACCGGAAAACACUAGGGAUCAUAUUAUGGGUGCGGCCAAGGCUCUUGCCGCAGGUGAAUGGCAGAAAUGCCAAGAACUUAUUAAUGCCAUCAAAAUUUGGGAUCUGAUGCCUGAAACUCAAAAAAUAAAGGAAAUGUUAAAUCGAAAGAUUCAAGAAGAAGGCCUCCGCACCUAUCUCUUUACAUAUUCGACCUAUUAUGUUACAUUAGGCCUCAACCAGUUGGCAACAAUGUUUUCUCUUCCUGUGAAUAUGGUUACUGCUAUCAUUUCAAAAAUGAUUUGGAAUGAAGAACUAGCUGCAUCAUUAGAUCAAGUCAAUAAUGUCGUCGUGUUGCAUCGUGUGGAACCCACAAAGGUUCAACAGUUAGCUCUGAUGUUUGCUGAAAAGGCUGUAUCAUUUGUGGAAACAAAUGAAAGAACUUUGGAACAAAAACAAGCAACUGGUCAGAAUCAGAGAGAUCAGCAAAGACAGAAAGGUCAAGCUAACCAACAACACCAAAACACCGAGAAACGAACCACGUAUCAAAAGAGAGAUGGUAAUCAACAAAGGGCUCGAAAUAAUUUCAAUAAUGUUCUAGGGAAUAGUGUCAGGGGAAGGACUCAGCAGAAUCGUUAUCGAUCCUAG
Molecule: messenger RNA, 2436 nt
Organism: Acaulospora colombiana
Lineage: Eukaryota; Fungi; Glomeromycota; Glomeromycetes; Diversisporales; Acaulosporaceae
Source: the annotation of a GenBank genome assembly